This is a messenger RNA of Linum tenue, 401 nucleotides long. The record is from the annotation of a GenBank genome assembly. Lineage: Eukaryota; Viridiplantae; Streptophyta; Magnoliopsida; Malpighiales; Linaceae.
CUCCCAACAGAGGAAAACCCAAGUGAAAGAUCUCUUCUUUUUUACUAUGUCGAGGGAAGGGAAGCCCGUGCCAUGCUAUUCCACAGCUUUCUUGAACUUUCCUCUGCUAUAAACUCUCAAUUCCCACUAACAAUGGAGCAUGAUUUCCAUGGCCGGAGAGCUCAAGAAAGCUGUGGGAGAACAUGUCACUCUCAGGGCUUAGAAAAUUACUCCCAAGGGACAACCAGGAAGCUACCCAAACUGCCAUGGAAUUGAGUGAUGAAAUGGGGAGUUGUGGUUAGUUUUGGUGACUAUUGUGUCAUUUUUUUUUAACCAAGAAGAAUCCAAUAUGCAGAAAUCAGAGAUCUAUAGCUUGCUGCUGCAGCCAUGCAGCAGUAGUAGGCUGUAGCAGAAAUUGAGGU